AUGAGGAUUUUCAUCGUUUUACUUGCUAUGAAUGCGUUAUGUUCUCCUUAUCAAAAUGUUGAACGUCAUCGUCCCAAUAAAGUGACUACUUUGAAAGCCGUUCCAGUGGUCAUGUGGCAUGGAAUGGGCGACUGUUGCUGCAAUCCUCUUUCUAUGGGAUACAUCAGAAAUGUGAUCGAAGAGAAUGUGGACGGAAUCUACGUGAAAAGUUUGAUGCUUGGUGAAAAUAUCGCAUCGGACACAGAGCGAGGAUUUUUGGCAAAUAUGAACGAACUGAUUAAGAACGCUUGCGAACAGAUUCGGAAUGACUCAUUGCUGCAGCUGGGUUAUAAUGGCAUUGGAUUUUCACAAGGUGGACAGUUUAUGAGAGCAGUAGCGCAACGUUGUCCUACUCCACCUAUGAGGAAUUUGAUUUCAGUCGGAGGUCAACAACAGGGAGUCUUCGGUCUACCGUAUUGUCCAGGUGACACUAGGUUAUGCAAUAUAAUACGCAAGCUGUUGGAUAUGGGAGCGUACAACCAUUACGUUCAGCAAACUGUGGUACAAGCUCAGUAUUGGCACGAUCCGUUACACGAGGACGACUAUAAGGAGAAAAGCAUCUUCCUAGCAGACAUCAACAAUGCACGGGAUAUGAAUCCCGAAUACAAGAAGAAUCUUUUGAACCUGAAAAAUUUCCUGUUGAUCAAAUUCAAAGGCGACAAUAUGGUUGUGCCGAAGGAAUCAUCGUGGUUUGGCUUCUACAAAGAAGGCGAUUUAGACACAAUUUUGCCGAUGAACGAGACCAAAUUGUACCAGGAGGAUCGAAUAGGAUUGAAGAAGCUUGACGAGACAGGUCGGCUUCAUUUUCUUGCUGUAGAAGGUGAUCAUCUAAAAAUCGAUAAGGAAACCUUUAUAAAGGAAGUCAUAGAGAAAUUUUUGAAGUAG
This is a messenger RNA of Necator americanus (New World hookworm), 924 nucleotides long. RefSeq lists its product as uncharacterized. Gene Ontology annotation, cellular component: lysosome. Gene Ontology annotation, molecular function: palmitoyl-(protein) hydrolase activity. Gene Ontology annotation, biological process: protein depalmitoylation; receptor-mediated endocytosis. NCBI's taxonomy places the organism in Eukaryota, Metazoa, Nematoda, Chromadorea, Rhabditida, Ancylostomatidae. The transcript has 9 exons. The coding region runs from base 1 to 924 and encodes 307 amino acids. The record is from RefSeq and is a predicted model, not a curated record.